This is a messenger RNA of Ziziphus jujuba (common jujube), 3805 nucleotides long. RefSeq names its product probable leucine-rich repeat receptor-like protein kinase At1g35710. The record is from RefSeq and is a predicted model, not a curated record. The transcript is spliced from 2 exons. Gene Ontology annotation, biological process: protein phosphorylation. The coding region runs from base 201 to 3599 and encodes 1132 amino acids. Gene Ontology annotation, molecular function: ATP binding; protein kinase activity; protein binding. Lineage: Eukaryota; Viridiplantae; Streptophyta; Magnoliopsida; Rosales; Rhamnaceae.
AUAAAUUGUAAUAAAAAAACACAAUGGCAAUCUUGCAAUAAUUUUAAACAAAGAGGCAUGUUAUUGUAAUUUUCCCUUUUUUCUUUUUCUUUUUUUACGAAAUAAAUAAAGUGCUCUCUCCCUAAUAUAUAUUCGAAAGGAAGCUAAGGCAUUUAAGCCUUCCUUAAUUAGCUAAUCAAAGUUAAAAAAUUAUCAAGUCCAUGGCACCCUGGAGUCCAUACCUCGUUGUACGGACACUUGAUCAGUUUUUGUUGUUUAUCAUCAUUCUACUAUUUCUUCUUUGUUCUUCUAGUACUUGUUUUGCAACAAGUGGAGAGGCAGAGGCCCUUGUGAAAUGGAAGGACAGCCUUGAUAUGAAUCCAACUACUCAUUCUCUUCUCCGCUCUUGGAAUCUCAAUUCUACUAAUUCAACUUCUCAUCAUCACCAUAAUACCCCUUGUUCCUGGGUUGGGAUCACUUGUAAUGACUUUGGAAGUGUCAUCAACGUUACUCUUGAAAGCAGUAAUCUGAAAGGUACGCUUCACAACUUCAACUUCUCCUCCUUUCCCAGCUUGCUCACUCUUGGCUUUUAUAACAACUCCCUCUAUGGAAGUAUCCCAUCUCACAUUGGCAACCUUUCUACACUCACCUCACUUGAUAUGGGGUUCAAUCAUCUCUUUGGAAACAUUCCUUCCCAAAUAUGCCUUUUGACAAGUUUACGUUUCCUUGCUUUGGCUAAUAAUUAUUUGAGUGGCUCUAUUCCACCUCAAAUAGGCAUGUUGGUGUCUCUUGAAGUGAUUUAUGCUUAUAGAAACAAUCUUUCAGGUUCAAUUCCUGUGUCCAUUGGAAACUUGAGCAAGUUAACUGAAUUGAGUCUUGAUGGAAACAAAAUAGUUGGAUCCAUCCCCCAUGAGAUUGGACAGCUUAAAUCACUCACCACCCUUUCUUUGCGUGAUAACCAACUCAGUGGCUCAAUUCCUAUGUCCAUUGAAAACUUGAGCAAGUUAACUGAAUUGAGUCUGGAUGGAAACAAAAUAGUUGGGUCCAUCCCCAAUGAGAUUGGACAGCUUAAAUCACUCACCACCCUUUCUUUGCGUGAUAACCAACUCAGUGGCUCAAUUCCUAUGUCCAUUGAAAACUUGAGCAAGUUAACUGAAUUGAGUCUGGAUGGAAACAAAAUAGUUGGGUCCAUCCCCAAUGAGAUUGGACAGCUUAAAUCACUCACUACCCUUUAUUUGUAUGAUAACCAACUCAGUGGCUCAAUUCCUAUGUCCAUUGGAAACUUGAGCAAGUUAAUUGAAUUGGAUGUUGGUGAAAACAAAAUAGUUGGGUUCAUCGUCAAUGAGAUUGGACAGCUUAAAUCACUCACUACCCUUUAUUUGUAUGAUAACCAACUCAGUGGCUCAAUUCCUAUGUCCAUUGGAAACUUGAGCAAGUUAACUGAUUUGAGUCUUCGUGGAAACAAAAUAGGUGGGUCCAUCCUCAAAGAGAUUGGACAUCUUAAAUCACUCGCCCACCUUGAUUUAAAUAAUAACCAGCUCAUUGGCUCAAUUCCUAUGUCCAUCGGACAGCUAAAAUCUCUUAUUUACCUUUCACUGCAUGAUAAUUACCUCACUGGCUAUCUACCAGAUAAUAUUUGUCUUAACGGGAAGCUUAGACGGUUUACAGCAGGUUUUAACAGCUUUAAAGGUUCAAUUCCCAAAAGCAUAACAAAUUGCAGUUCCUUGGGUAAAUUUUCAGUUGAGGGGAAUCAACUAAGAGGGAAUAUAUCAGAAGAGCUCGGAAUAUAUCCAAACAUGUAUUAUAUGGACUUGAGCAACAAUAAGUUUUUCGGAGAGCUUACUAGAAUCUGGGGACAGUUUCCAAAGCUCACGAUGUUGAAUAUCUCUAACAAUAAAAUUUCUGGUGGGCUACCUCCUGAACUUGGGAAGGCUAUGCAAUUGCGUAAACUUGACCUCUCUUCCAACCUUUUUGUAGGUAAAAUUCCGCAGGAAUUGGGACAACUGAAAUUCUUAUACAUUCUCAUGCUCAAUAAUAAUUUCGUUUCUGGAAAUAUUCCUGCAGAAAUUGGAAUGACUUCAGAGCUUGAAACACUUGACCUUGCAGCCAACCAAUUGAGUGGACCAAUUCCCAUGCAUUUGGAGCACUGUUCAAAACUACUCCAUUUAAACUUAAGGAAUAACAUAUUCAGUGGAAAUAUUCCUUUCCAAAUUGGGAAUCUGCAUUCCCUCGAAAAUCUUGAUCUAAGUAAGAAUUUGCUUUCAGGAAAGUUGCCUUCGGAGCUUGGUCAUUUGGAUAAGCUAGAAACAUUUAACCUUUCACACAACAAUCUGUCAGGCACAAUACCAUCCACGUUUAAAGAAUUGAUGAGCUUGACAUCUGUUGAUAUAUCCUACAAUCAUUUAGAAGGUCCUCUUCCCAACAACAAAGCCUUCCUAGAGGCCCCAUUUGAAGCAUUGGAAGAUAAUAAAGGUUUGUGUGGCAACAACACAAAUAUAAAGAUUUGCCCCAUACCUAAAGAGAAUAGAAGUAAAGUUAUAAUAUUUUUAGUCAUAGUGUCUAUAUCUUGUGCUCUAAUUCUAUCAUUUAUCAUUGUUAGAGUACUAUUUAUUUGCAAAAAGAGAAAGAGGCAUGUUGAUGAGCCAAGACAAACACAAAUGACUGUAACUUUCUUUGAAGCAUGGAGCCAUAAUGGGAAAAAUGUUCAUGAAGAAAUAGUUGAAGCAACUGAGAGCUUCAGCUCUAAAUAUUGCAUUGGAGUUGGAGGAUUUGGAACUGUCUAUAAAGCAGUGCUGUCAACAGGGCAAGUUUUUGCUGUGAAAAAAUGGCAUGAAAAUGGGGGAGGGGCUAGUAAGGAAGCUUUUGAUAGUGAGAUUAAUGUGUUGACAAGAGCUCGCCACCGAAAUAUCAUUAAGCUUCAUGGAUUUUGUUCGCAUACAAGACACUCAUAUUUGGUGUAUGAGUUCAUGGAAAAGGGGAGCUUAGUGAAGAUAUUGAGCGAUAAUGUUAAGGCAGUGGAGUUGGAGUGGACCAAGAGAAUAAACGUGGUGAAAGGUUUGGCCAAUGCCAUAUCAUACAUGCACCAUGGAUGUUGUCCAGCUAUAAUUCAUAGGGACAUAUCAACUAAGAACGUUCUAUUGGACGAUGAUUACGAGGCUCACAUUUCUGACUUUGGUUCUGCUACAACUUUGGAUCCAGAGUCAUCGAAUUGGACACCAUUUGCAGGAACCCUUGGCUACUCAGCCCCAGAGCUUGCUUACACAAUGCAAGUAAAUGAGAAGAUAGACGUGUACAGCUUCGGAGUUGUAACAUUAGAAGUGAUCAUGGGAAAGCAUCCAGGAGAUCUCAUAUCAUCUUUAUUACCAUCACCAUUACCGGAUUUCGAUGUUCUACUUAAGGAUGUACUGGAUCAACGUCUCUCGCCUCCAAGGAGGCAAAUAGUGGACCAUGUGAUCUCCAUUGCAGAAAUAGCAUUUGCAUGCCUACAACGAAGUCCACAGUCUCGGCCGACUAUAAAGCAAGUAUCUCAGAAGCUGUCAACUCCAUUACAAUCAUUAUCAGAGCCUUUUCAUAUGAUUACAAUAAAGCAGCUGUUUGAUUCCCCAACAUGGACAUCCUAAAUUGCUGCAGUUUUUCCUAGUUUUAGAUUGUCUACAUGUGUGUCUUUGCAUUGUCUUUCACUCUGUCAUUCUUCAUUAGUCCCCGGUUUGUUUUUCUUUUUCUGCUUAAUAAGUUAGCCCACGCUUAGAUAUUCCAAGACAUGGUAGUGUAAUGGCUCUCUUCUUGUGUCUUUAAUGGAUAAAAAACACGAUCUUUUAUUUCUCUA